This is a messenger RNA of Hyaloperonospora brassicae, 1026 nucleotides long. The record is from the annotation of a GenBank genome assembly. NCBI's taxonomy places the organism in Eukaryota, Oomycota, Peronosporomycetes, Peronosporales, Peronosporaceae.
AUGCUCCGCGUGCAGCGCUGUGUACGUGCGUCUCCCACGCACUUGCGGCGUCCCCAGUACUCGGCAAGCACUGCGUCUACUGCCGCUGUGUCUUUGUCUCCCUCUUUCAAGUCAGCGUGCGCCAAGCCGUCGUCUGGAAGCGACAAUAGUGGCGAAGAGCCGCCCAAGUACAAGCCUGGCUGGUUCAGUCGCAACCCGGGCGUGACACUGGGCGGAAUCCUCUUGGGUAUCGGCUUUUACAUCUACAGGGGAUCGAAGGGGAAGAAGAACUUUGAAGCAGUGCAGAACCCGAUCGUUGAGGCGGCUGUUAUCUCGCCCUACGAGGCCUGGGAACUGCGCAGUAGCAACAACAUCACGCCCGAGGUCUUUGAGGAUGUGAGGGAUGGAGCGACACGAGUGUUCCCAGCGGGCAAGGCCACGAUGCGGCACUUUGACCAGUACUUGGGCUUCAAGCUGGCCCCAGUGUGUCCAACAGGAUUGAACAAGGCGCAUCAUCUAGAGCGGGUCUUGCUGAGUCUACACACGGACACGGACCGCAAGAGUGACGUUGAUGCGCAGCUCGUGGCCUUCUCGAUGGCUGUCAAAGGAGCAGUGGACGAGCGAUUGCGCAUUCUGUUCAACUUGGCGACAAAUGCGCCGAUGGGCGAAGCGCUCGAGACAAGUAGCGAGGACGACGAGGCGCGUGACGGCAAGACGGAGGAAGAGGCAGACGCGCGCGAGGUGUCCCAAGGCCAGUUGGAACGACUGCUCCACCUGUUGCUAGAAACGCACCAGAUUCCGUCUGAGAAGCGCGUGCUAGCGGUCGAGGACGCCAAGUACCCCUUCCAAGAGUACACUGCGGCGACACCGAGCGAUCUGCUCAAGGCUGCAGUACAGGCUCAAGUGAGUGACAAGACGAUCACCGAGGAGCAAGCACGAGGUCGUCAGUCGUACACAUUCGAGGCCUUUUCGCAGCUCAUGCGUGGCAAGACUGUGUGUCUGUGGGGCGAGUGCUUUGCCAGCAGCAAGAAGAAAAUGAAGAACUAG